Molecule: messenger RNA, 786 nt
Organism: Miscanthus lutarioriparius
Lineage: Eukaryota; Viridiplantae; Streptophyta; Magnoliopsida; Poales; Poaceae
Source: the annotation of a GenBank genome assembly
AUGGCCGCGGAGCUCGCCUUCAAUUCCUCGCAAUUCCUCGCGCUGGCGCCCCAUAGCGACGGCGUUUCUUCGUCAUCGUCAUCGUCCUCGUCACCGCCUCCGCCACCGUCGCGACGCGACGAGCAGCGGGUGGCGGUCUGCCUGGUGGGUGGCGCCCGGCGGUUCGAGCUGACGGGCCCGUCCAUCGCGCUCCACGUCCUGGCGCCGCUCCUCGCCGCGGGCGCCACCGACGUGUUCCUGCACAGCCCGCUCGAUGCCGACGCCUACGGGCUCUCCGUCCUGGUCCGCGCCGCGUCGCCCGGGGUCACGCUGGCCGCCGUGCGCGUGUUCCGGCCGGACCACAUCGCCGUGACGCCGGCGCGGGCGCGCGCGCUCACCGCGCAGCACUCGCCUAAGGGCAUCCAGACCGAAAGGUCUGCUGCAGUACUUCCAUCUGGUGGAGGGAUGCCUGGACUUAUCCGGGAGCGCGAGUCCCGAGGCAACUUCACCUACGCCUGGGUGCUCCGGACGCGCGUCGACGGCUUCUGGUCGGCGCCGCUUGACCCCGAGGACGCCUUUCACCCCACCGCCUACGUCGUGCCCGAGGGCUCCCGGUUCGGCGGCCUCAACGACCGCCUGGGCGCCGGCGGCCGCGUGGCCUCGGAGGCCGCGCUGGCACGCCUGUCGGCGCUGCCGCGCCUCGCCGAGGCCGGGUACCGGGACCUCAACUCCGAGUCGGCCUUCCGCGCGCAGCUCCGCGCGGCGGGCGUGCCGGCGCGGGAGCACCGGUUCCCGUUUGCGUGCUGA